Messenger RNA from Diaporthe citri, 1440 nucleotides. RefSeq lists its product as uncharacterized. The record is from RefSeq and is a predicted model, not a curated record. Lineage: Eukaryota; Fungi; Ascomycota; Sordariomycetes; Diaporthales; Diaporthaceae. Bases 1 to 1440 code for a protein of 479 amino acids. The transcript has 2 exons.
AUGGCGGACAACCUCUGUGGACCAUCUGCCCCUACCAAGGGCUUGGUUGGACAUCUCGACCGCGACCGUACCCUUCAGCAGGACCGUGUUGCAGGCUCUCCCGCCUCUGCCGAUGGGUCUUUCCGGUCAACUACCCAAGAGACGGCCAAUGCAGCUGCUGGAGAUGUGUCUUUCGCCAAGUUCACUGGUGCCUCGCCUCAGCCCAAUCCUCAACCCACUGCCACUGCUCCAGCCCUUGUCAGGCCCCGAGGAAACCCCAAUCAUAACCCAUUCCUUUGGAUGCAGUACCAGUCACGCUAUCGUGGCCAUGUCGACAUCCCCUUGGAUGGCAGGGACCAAAUCGAUUUGGAGAAACAUGUCAACCCGCCCAUUCCUGACCGCCGUGGCGGAAUCGACCAUCAGCGCCCAAGUGCAGCUCUGCAGGCAGCCAAUACGUCCUGGGUCAAUGACUUUCGACGUGCUCAAGAGGAAGACUCUUUGAGGAAAGAGAUGGAAGUCUUGCGCUUGAAUCCUACUUGCAACGCAGGACCUCACUGCCCAGCCAACCUGUACACACCUGCCAUGCGCGCGGUGCCCAUCAACACUCCAGGCUAUGGUCCACCCAACUUUGCAGCACAAAGUGGCUACCCCUACUCCAACCGUCAGCCCAUGAUGCAAGGAACUAUCGCUUCUCCCUAUGGCCAUUCCCACAUGAUGCCCGCCCAUGCUCCAGGCUUGGUUCCAGGCUUUGGUCAAGCCGGCAUCGCAGCGCAAGGUGGCCAGCACCUCAUGAGGGACCAGCCAGCGCAGCAGGAGAAUAUUGCCCCAUAUGGUUAUGCUGCUCCGGGCACCGCUCAGACUGGCCCGAACGGCCUCCCUUUCAGCCACUACCCUCAGAACCUUGCCUUGGCAGCCAAUACAGAGGAGGCUCUCGGUGCGGCGUUCGCUGCAUACGACCAGGAAUUUGAGCAGGAGAUGGAUCAGUGGGUGGCUGCUCACGGACCCGAGGACCGCGAGGAUCACGACGCUAUCAUGACCGAACAUGCCAAGAAGUUAGAUGCUAAGCGCUGGGAGGGUGACCCGAAAGUCAUGUCGCAGCUGGAACCCAGGAACCGCUUUAACCUCAAGAGGCGGGAGGACAUGGAACUUCAAUCAUAUGCUGCACGCAUCCUGAACACCAUGGUAUCAAGCGACAAUGAGAAGUUCAGAGGCUCUUCCUUUACCGACCUCAUGCGCCGCAUCGUCAACCGCGAGGUCGUGGUCGAGGGCGACGAUCUCAUCGAUGUUGCCACCGGCAACCCCACCGACCUGACCCCUCGAGACCUCAAGCCCGUCAUCCAGGUGCCCGACGUGCCCCCGACCUUCAUACCCCCCUCGGACGCGGAGCUCAGGGCGCGGCAGGAGGCCGGGCCCAAGGAGACGAAGGACACGGCUGCGGCGGAGAGCCCGGGGGGCGCCUGA